CUUUUCAAGUAAUUUUUGGAAGCCCUUGUACGUGUUCAUGAAACCAUUCCUGAAUUCAGGAGACUCACGAGCUUAUGAAUGAGAACAUUUCACCAAACAUUCAGGAGACUCACGAGCAAAAUAAGGUAUUACUUUUAUUUUAAAACCUUUAAUAAAUAUAAAGCAACUAUCAAAAUGACUGGAUAUCCUUGAAUCUAAACCAUCACAGGAUGUAGAAAGCAGAGUUCAAAAUACCUUUGAGAUCGGAGCAAAUGUGGAGAUUUCAUCACAAGAUGACAAUACUUGUCAUAAAUGGUAUCCAGGAAAUGUGUUGGCAACAUAUUUGGUUGAUGGGGUUGAGAUGGUGAAAGUUGAGUACUCCGCACCGUCUCUGGACGAAAAGAAGAGGAAAAGGAGUGUUGAGACACGUGUAUCAAUUGACAGAAUACGUCCUCAACCACCACCUGAGAGACCUGGAGCGAAGAAAAGUUAUGAGCUAAUGGAUGACGUAGAGGUGUUCGACAAUGGUGCCUGGUGCGCUGGAAAAGUUAAAGUCAUUUUGUUUGAUGGCACGUGUUUUGUCUCUUUGAACAAUUCUACUGAACAAAUUUACUUCAACCAUUCUGAGAUGCGAAAACCAAGAAAAUGGGUAGAUGGUGUUUGGAAGAUGACAGAAAAGGUAAAACAAAUGCCUUGGAUAACUUGAAUUGAAAAAUAAUGUCAUUUGUUUAAUAUCUCGGUAUUUUUUUCAGAUAGAAGAAGAGCAGACGCAGAGUGUGAAUCCCAGUGAAGGAGAUGGUGAUGAAAAGGUAUGAAAUAUUUAUACAUCAUACUAGGAAUUAAGAUAUAAAUGUAUCUGAAUUUUUGUCAUUCAAAAAGGGGAAGGCGAAGGCUGUCGCUUGUAAGAAGAAGAAGAAAGCAAAUGCUCAGCCAGUAGAUUUGCUUCCUUUUCUACAGCGAGAAGAGAAGAGGCCAAUACGACCUAGAAACCCUCCUAUGCCUGUAACACCUGAGGUAAUCCUUCCAAUUGAUCCAUUUGUGACACCUGAAUUUCCUCGGUUUUCAAGGCUUGCACACUGGAUGGAUCUACGGGGCAUAUAUCGUGUACCGUUUUAUAUCAAUGGAAGAGAAAUUGAAAAAGAGUUCUUUCAAAAAAUGGACGAUGCAGAAAAGAAUCUCAACAAAGAGCACAUAAAUGUUGCAUUUGAAAUGCUAAAUUGUAAGAGGGUUGAGCAAGGUGCUUGGUUCCGCAACAACAAUCUUCCAGCAGCAUGCUUUGUACCAGUCAGAUUCUUAGAAGUGGUUGGGUACGCUUAUGAAUCUGUCAGGAAGCCACAUAAGAAAAAACAAACGUUAUUGGAGGGCUGUGUAGGCGAACUUGUGAAAGGUUUAAUACAUCCAAAGAAGGUAUGGCUGGAAGAUGUUGAUGUUAUAUAUGGUGUCAUUGAAGAUAAGUUGAGCUAUCACUAUAUUGGGGUGGAGAUACAAUUGAUUGAUAACACAAUCACACUCUUCCAUUGUGGUCUUCCAAAAGCAAAUAUCAAACGUGCUCUUAAUCAAAUCCAAGAACUGGCAGGUAAAAACUCUUUGUGAUUUAUUAAUUUUAUCAUUCAGUGUAGAAAAAUCAGUUUUAUUUAUAUUGUUACAUUGAUUAUGGAUAGGAUUGUGAAAGUAUGCGUAUCCUGAAAAAAGAAUUUUAGCUAAUUUAGAAAAUAAAAGUUUGUCUCUUGCUGCU
This is a messenger RNA of Brassica napus (rape), 1714 nucleotides long. RefSeq lists its product as uncharacterized. The record is from RefSeq and is a predicted model, not a curated record. The transcript is spliced from 3 exons. Lineage: Eukaryota; Viridiplantae; Streptophyta; Magnoliopsida; Brassicales; Brassicaceae. The coding region runs from base 976 to 1572 and encodes 198 amino acids.